Molecule: messenger RNA, 1908 nt
Organism: Procambarus clarkii (red swamp crayfish)
Lineage: Eukaryota; Metazoa; Arthropoda; Malacostraca; Decapoda; Cambaridae
Source: RefSeq, a predicted model, not a curated record
AUGAAGAGGAUAUUAACUCCGUGGCAGAAGACGACCCGACCGGACGACCAGACGACCCGACCGGACGACCAGACGACCCGACCGGACGACCAGACGACCCGACCGGACGACCAGACGACCCGACCGGACGACCAGACGACCCGACCGGACGACCAGACGACCCGACCGGACGACCAGACGACCCGACCGGACGACCAGACGAACCGACUGGACGACCAGACGACCCGACCGGACGACCAGACGACCCGACCGGACGACCAGACGACCCGACCGGACGACCAGACGACCCGACCGGACGACCAGACGAACCGACUGGACGACCAGACGACCCGACCGGACGACCAGACGACCCGACCGGACGACCAGACGAACCGACUGGACGACCAGACGACCCGACCGGACGACCAGACGACCCGACCGGACGACCAGACGACCCGACCGGACGACCAGACGACCCGACCGGACGACCAGACGACCCGACCGGACGACCAGACGAACCGACUGGACGACCAGACGACCCGACCGGACGACCAGACGACCCGACCGGACGACCAGACGAACCGACUGGACGACCAGACGACCCGACCGGACGACCAGACGACCCGACCGGACGACCAGACGACCCGACCGGACGACCAGACGACCCGACCGGACGACCAGACGACCCGACCGGACGACCAGACGACCCUACCGGACGACCAGACGACCCUACCGGACGACCAGACGACCCGACCGGACGACCAGACGACCCGACCGGACGACCAGACGAACCGACUGGACGACCAGACGACCCGACCGGACGACCAGACGACCCGACCGGACGACCAGACGAACCGACUGGACGACCAGACGACCCGACCGGACGACCAGACGACCCGACCGGACGACCAGACGACCCGACCGGACGACCAGACGACCCGACCGGACGACCAGACGACCCGACCGGACGACCAGACGACCCUACCGGACGACCAGACGACCCUACCGGACGACCAGACGACCCGACCGGACGACCAGACGACCCGACCGGACGACCAGACGAACCGACUGGACGACCAGACGACCCGACCGGACGACCAGACGACCCGACCGGACGACCAGACGAACCGACUGGACGACCAGACGACCCGACCGGACGACCAGACGACCCGACCGGACGACCAGACGACCCGACCGGACGACCAGACGACCCGACCGGACGACCAGACGACCCGACCGGACGACCAGACGACCCUACCGGACGACCAGACGACCCUACCGGACGACCAGACGACCCGACCGGACGACCAGACGACCCGACCGGACGACCAGACGACCCUACCGGACGACCAGACGACCCUACCGGACGACCAGACGACCCUACCGGACGACCAGACGACCCGACCGGACGACCAGACGACCCGACCGGACGACCAGACGACCCGACCGGACGACCAGACGACCCGACCGGACGACCAGACGACCCUACCGGACGACCCUACCGGACGACCAGACGACCCUACCGGACGACCAGACGACCCUACCGGACGACCAGGCGACCCUACCGGACGACCAGACGACCCUACCGGACGACCAGACGACCCUACCGGACGACCAGACGACCCUACCGGACGACCAGACGACCCUACCGGACGACCAGACGACCCUACCGGACGACCCGACCGGACGACCCGACGACCCUACCGGACGACCGGACGACCCUACUGGACGACCAGACGACCCUACCGGACGACCAGACGACCAGACGACACUACCAGACGACCCUACUGGACGACCAGACGAACCUACCGGACGACCAGACGACCAGACGACACUACCAGACGACCAGACGACCCUACUGGACGACCAGACGACCCUACCGGACGACCAGACGACCAGACGACACUACCAGACGACCAGACGACCUAG